UUUAUGAUACUCCUCUCUGUAUAUUUAAUUUAUUCACCUCAAUGAUUCUCUUGACUGAUCUGGUAAUUGUUAGAAGCGGCUGUGACAGCCUGGAAACGUUAGUAUGAUUUCCUGAGUUUGAGAUUUGCUGCCUCCCCCCCCUUCCCCAACUCAGGAAAAGUCAACACAAUCGCACUUCAUUUUUCCUUCAUGUGCACUUGGAAAUCCUGGGAGCAGCAAACGCAGCAGCGGCGGCGGCAGCAGCAGCAAGAAUGAACUGCAAGAAAGAAGAUGACAACUGCACUGACGGGAGCAGCAGUAACGCGAAGAAGAUGUUAAAGUGCGUGGUGGUUGGGGAUGGUGCAGUUGGGAAAACCUGUUUGCUGAUGAGUUAUGCCAACGAUGCCUUCCCAGAGGAGUAUGUCCCCACUGUGUUUGACCACUAUGCAGUAACUGUGACUGUGGGAGGACAACAGCACUUGCUGGGACUUUAUGACACUGCUGGGCAGGAGGACUACAACCAGCUGAGACCUCUGUCCUACCCCAACACGGAUGUGUUCUUGAUCUGCUUCUCAGUGGUGAAUCCUGCCUCAUACCACAACGUCCAGGAGGAAUGGGUGCCUGAGCUCAAAGUCUGCAUGCCCAACGUGCCUUAUGUCCUCAUAGGAACACAGAUUGAUCUCCGAGAUGAUCCCAAAACUUUGGCUCGUCUGCUUUACAUGAAAGAGAAACCACUCACCUAUGAGCACGGCGUGAAGCUGGCAAAGGAGAUUGGAGCACAGUGUUAUCUGGAGUGCUCAGCCCUCACGCAGAAAGGCCUUAAAACUGUCUUUGAUGAAGCAAUCCUGACCAUUUUCCACCCCAAAAAGAAGAAGAAGCGCUGCGCAAAGUGCCACAGAUGCUGCACCCUCGUGUGAAGUCACUUGGAAAGAAAAAAGGAGAUGAGUUCAGUGAAACCAAGCAGGUUAGAAAGGCAAUGAAGUCACAUGCAACUGAAAUGGGGAACAUGACCAGGAAGGGGUCCUUCUUACCCAGGCAUAGGAGUCCUUCAUUCUGUGAGACCUCCAAGCUGUACCACAGUAGGCCAACUCAUUUCUAUGUGCUUUCCUAACCCUCCAAAGAUGUAUGCAGCCUGUUCCCACUACUGCAGACUGCAGUGAGCCAACAGAAACCAGGAUGCCUGCUACUGCUUGACUCCUCACCUUAGAAAUAAGGUGAAAGUGCAUGUGGAAAAACAAAGAACUAAAGGUGGUAAAAGAAACAAGAGAAACUUCAUUUGUGGCCUUAAGCAAGAAUUGAUCAAAAUUAGAAAUUUACAGUAUUUAGGAAUUGAGCCUGAAUUGAUUGACAGCACAUGGAGAUCUAUAGAAAUCUAUUAUGUAAGAUAUACACUAUAGGUAGGACAUAUUUUAAAUUUCUUUUAUAAGACUUUCUAGUUCAGGAUAUAUGUUAGUUUGUUCACACCACAUGGAAGCAAAGAUGGAGUGAUUCCAGUUUGGUUUUGCUCAAUAGUGAAACUUCACAGCAUCAGGAUGUUGCUGCACCCAAGCUAUCAAAAUGGAUCAACAUUUACCUCCAGACUUAAAGAAUGUUCUUACAACAACAAAAAAAAAUGCAAACAGCUGCAUUUUUACAGAGGAAUGUUCAGGCUAAGCCAUGUUUCCAGAAGCUGGGAAAGGAAGAACAGGGUUGUAGCAUUAAUGUACUGAAAGAAAUUCUGCCACCAAAGAAUGUUGCCCUAGACAUGAAAUAACAUUGUGGAGCAAUUUCCUCUCCAAACUGAGAACAUGAACAAGACACAUUGCCAUAGCAACUGCAAAUCUACCUUAUAGAUCACCUGGAUUUCUACAUCUCACCCAGCAGACAAAAAUAGCAAAAACCAAAAAGGUCAUACUUACGUCAAGUGCUUUAAGGUGAUCCAAUUGCCUUAAGACUUUUUUUUUUUUUUAAUGGAGUAUCUCAUGUAAAAACAACUCAAAGAGGUGUUGUAAACAUGUUGAUUUAUUGUAGUCUCCCUCUACUCAUUCAUUCUUUCUUUGCUCCUAUUUUUCCAUCUUCAUUACUGUGAGUGUUGUUUAAGUUGCAGGGUGGCUGCAGUCCUCAGAAAUGAACUUUCCUAUGAGUCACAGAUGAUGGGCUGCAGCUGACAGCAGAGAGGUGGGAAGCUUAGAUCCUGUGGGAAGGGAAGAUGCCUGAUAGGUCUCUCUGCUGUCGAAGAUUGUACCUUUUCACUGAAGCCUCUCUAGUGUGCCUGUACUUUUGCACAUCACAGCAACACACUCAAAGGUGAACUCAAAGGGUGUGUUGCUACUUGCAUCUGCCUUCGGGUACCCUGGCAAUGCCAUGAGACUUGUCUUGUGGAUUUCAUUCCCCAAACAGAAAAUCAUAGUACCAGCAAAUACAGAUUUCAAGACUUCUGAUGUAAUUUUCCAUAACGAAGCAUUUCCAGAACUGCUCAGAGUAAGCAAAUAACAGCAGUACACCCUCCCCAGCUCAAGGACACGUGCCCUGUACUCCUCAAACUCCAGGAGACUGCUAGCCCAUGCCUCUCCAGCCAGAAAUCUUGUGAUUAGUGGUGAAUUACAGACCUGGUGUUACCCAGAGCUGACUUCAGCAGGAGCACAUGAACUGCACCCUUGGCACAGAGAAGGGAACAAGCAUGAUGCAGUGCCCAAUCCUACCGCCAUCAAGGCUUAUGAAUCCAAGCUCCUCCUCUACCACAAAUUGAAUUUACCAUGGACACUUACAGAAACCAACUCUGAUACCCCAAAACGUUUCUAGGUAGAAAUCAAACAGUUCACUCUCUCAAAAGUGAUCAAAUUUGAGGCAAAUGCCUUGUUGCUGCACAAACAGCUGUAGACUCUGACAGCUUUCACUUUCCUGCUGCACACAUGUAUGCACAGAAGCAAAGUUCUGCUGAAUCAUAGACAGGCAAAAGA
Messenger RNA from Indicator indicator, 2918 nucleotides. RefSeq names its product ras homolog family member J (gene RHOJ). The coding region runs from base 252 to 896 and encodes 214 amino acids. Gene Ontology annotation, biological process: small GTPase-mediated signal transduction. Lineage: Eukaryota; Metazoa; Chordata; Aves; Piciformes; Indicatoridae. The record is from RefSeq and is a predicted model, not a curated record. Gene Ontology annotation, molecular function: GTPase activity; GTP binding. The transcript is spliced from 5 exons.